AUGGAUCUUCAAAAACCGAAAAAGUCUCGACCGGACACUCAUGACCAGGAUGACAGUUCUGAAUAUCGAGUGAAUGGAUACGGACCAGCAGGCGCCAUGGAGAACGACGACACUGAUCCCCGACAGGAUCUUGAGCACGAGGUGACCAUCAAACUGGACACCAAACGGGAUAUAUCCAGUUCUUCGACUUUGCAGCAGCUUGUGAAAGCUCCGAGGCUCAUGACACUCCCGCUUAGGCGUCGCGUUUCACGCAUCACGGCCACGCGCAUCCCGAAAGGCAUUCCGUUGGACUCCCGUCAAAAGACUCGACUACGAUAUGCCGAUAUGAUACCGCCCGUUACGAAAGAAACACUCAGUGAGCUGGACCUAGAACGCAUCAUGCAAAACAUACAACUCCGCGUUGAUGCGAAUUUUGAAUCUGGUCUACACUUCUUGCUCGAUCUUAACGGGGAAAAAGGCAGGCAGAAGAAGAUCAUGACGGACGAGUACUGGGAAGCGCUAUCGAUAGAGAUCAUGAUAUACACAUACGUCAAUAUGAAUCGCCCUCAGGCUGGUGAGAUUGGUAUGGUUCACGUACCGGAUAUGAUGACGUUGAUGAAGGACGAGAACCUCUUUCAACCGCGAUUGCCUAUCAUGUUCGAGACUUUGCAUGGUAUCCUUAUGACUCUUGUACCUGAGAAGGAUCAUCCUAGCGUUUCGCAAAACCUAGAUAUCUCGCAUUUGAUGCAGCAGGUACACAAAGGUGUGCUCGACCUUGUUAGCCUUUCAAAGUGGCUCGCAGACCUUCUGAAGAUGCAUUGUGCUCCUAUGAGGGAUCAUCUCGCCGAUGAAAUGGCUGCAGAAAUAGGCACAGGAUCAACGCAAGCAGAUGUGGCCAUGCUGGUCAGUGGGUUGCGAAAAUUAUUCAGUGUUCUGGAAAUGAUGAAAUUGGACGUUGCAAAUCAUCAAUUAGGCGCCUACCAAAUCGUGUUGAUCGAGAAUACAAUUCCUUUUCUCCACGACUGCUUUUCGCGACGUAUCUUGGCGCACGAAUUCAAGGUUGACGAAACAAAAGCGUGGUACCUGGGCCUUCAACAGCGAGUGCCAGAACCACUAAAGGAAGGCACUAAUCGAUCGUUUUAUCCAUUGUCAGUUUUGCUGUACGGGUUGUGUGAACAACUCUUGCUGCCAGACAGGCAAGUAAAACUCCCCGAGCCUUUCGAGUUCGAUUUGGCCCGUCUGCGCCGACUCCGGUCCGAGGUUCAAAAAAUCAUCAAUGUGCAUGUUUGCUGGUCCGUUCUUGAGUCAUUGUUUCAAGGUCUGAAUUUGAAGCGCCCCUUUAACUCCAAAAUGCAUUCAUCAUUCGUGAUGCGCGUAUCGGCGCUCUUGGAAGAGGACAAAGACACAAAGUCAAAACCUUCCGGUCUAGGUACACGUCUACCGAACGAUUCCUGCAUCGCAAUGGAAAUGGCACGAACAGUAUGUGUUGCCAUUGGUCAAGUGGGUGAAAUAUCGGACGACAUCCUGGAACAGGUCGAAGAUGCCAUUAAAAAGGCAUUUGCCGGCGACUCUGCUCAGUUACAACUGGUUCGCAACUGUGUACACCAACAGUUAUUGCAGGCUACUUGUGAGGUUGCGCAGCGAUAUGUCAGCAUGUCGCCACUUGAAAUUUGCGAAUCGCAACGACGACAUGCUUAUCUUCAAUCUUCGUCCUCGGACUUCAGUUUUAUCGCAACAAAACUGGCUCAUAUCGGAGUUUUACACUGGCGAGUAUGGGCUCCUCUGGUUUACGUUUCACAGGUGUCUGUUGUUCAUGAGCUCAGCGCCGAGCCAUGA
This is a messenger RNA of Talaromyces marneffei, 1815 nucleotides long. RefSeq lists its product as uncharacterized. The transcript has 2 exons. Bases 1 to 1815 code for a protein of 604 amino acids. The record is from RefSeq and is a predicted model, not a curated record. Lineage: Eukaryota; Fungi; Ascomycota; Eurotiomycetes; Eurotiales; Trichocomaceae.